AUGACUGUUGUUAAAACUGACCUAGAUGGUAUUCUACCUUUAGUUGCUAGGGGUAAAGUUAGAGAUAUUUACGAGGUUGAUGAUCAAACUUUACUAUUUGUCGCUACAGAUCGUAUCUCCGCAUAUGAUGUGAUUAUGCAAAAUGCGAUCCCAGAUAAGGGUGUUUUGUUGACCCGUCUCUCUGAGUUUUGGUUUGAUCUACUCAAGGACGAUGUGCGUAACCAUUUGAAGCAUAUUGAAGAGGGUAAGACAAUGUAUGACUACUUACCGGAGAAGUUAAAGGAAGAGAAGUACAGAAAGCAGCUUUCUGGACGCUCCCUUUUGGUCCAAAAGCAUAAGUUGAUACCAUUGGAGGUCAUUGUCCGUGGGUAUAUCACAGGAUCAGCAUGGAAGGAAUAUAAGAAGAGUGGUACUGUUCACGGAUUACCCCAACCAGAGGGUUUACAAGAGUCGCAAGAAUUCCCAGAGGCGAUUUACACCCCUUCAACUAAAGCCGAGCAGGGUGAUCAUGAUGAAAACAUCUCACCAGAACAGGCAGCGCAAUUGGUUGGAAAGGAAUUGAAUGAUCGCGUUGCAGCCCUUGCUAUUAAAUUGUAUACCAAGUGCAAGGAAUACGCGAAAAGCAAAGGAAUCAUUAUCGCUGACACGAAGUUCGAGUUUGGUAUUGACGAAGAGACAAACGAGAUUAUUCUUGUUGAUGAGGUUCUUACACCAGACUCUUCAAGGUUCUGGGCUGGCUCAUCUUAUGCGGUUGGUCAUGGACAAGAUUCCUAUGAUAAGCAGUUUUUAAGAGACUGGUUAACCUCUAAAGGGUUAAACGGUGUUGAUGGCGUCGAGAUGCCUGAAGAAAUUGUUAACAAGAGUAGAAGCAAGUACAUUGAGGCUUACGAAGCGUUGACAGGAAAACAAUGGCAAUGA
Messenger RNA from Eremothecium sinecaudum, 918 nucleotides. It is a transcript of the gene ADE1, whose product is annotated as phosphoribosylaminoimidazolesuccinocarboxamide synthase. Gene Ontology annotation, cellular component: cytoplasm. The record is from RefSeq and is a predicted model, not a curated record. The transcript has a single exon. Gene Ontology annotation, biological process: 'de novo' IMP biosynthetic process. Gene Ontology annotation, molecular function: phosphoribosylaminoimidazolesuccinocarboxamide synthase activity. The coding region runs from base 1 to 918 and encodes 305 amino acids. Lineage: Eukaryota; Fungi; Ascomycota; Saccharomycetes; Saccharomycetales; Saccharomycetaceae.